Lingula anatina is the source of this 2242-nucleotide messenger RNA. RefSeq lists its product as uncharacterized. Lineage: Eukaryota; Metazoa; Brachiopoda; Lingulata; Lingulida; Lingulidae. The record is from RefSeq and is a predicted model, not a curated record.
AUGGCAACUGCUUCUCUUUUGAUUUCAACAGUGGUGUUUGCCUGUAUAGGCAUUCAAGUGGCGAUCUGUUGUAACACCACAAUAGCUGUCCAGUGUAUGUUGGAUUACUGGCCGCCGGCUGACAUUGGAACUCCAAGAUUUAACGCCGAUCUCAUUCUGAGUAUGGCUAAUGGUAACGGGGUCGCAGCCGAUGUCAUUUGCAGGGAAGCAACAGUGGUACUCGAAGCCGAUGUCUGUCUGCGAGAGGCGCUAGCCAACUGUGAUUCCGCGGCCUUUGAAAAGGUUCAGACAGAAAAUGGCUGGGUAGUGGAGAAACUGACCACGGUGAACCAGCUGGCACAGAUAUCUGUACAAAUUAGGUCCCUCUGCCAAGGAAACCAGUCCCCUGCCAGCGUACCUGUCAACAACAGCACUGCUGGUUGUGAAAAUUUUACCCAAGACGUCACGAGCAUUCAAGCCUGUUUCAGUACCAUAUCUUCCCUGUCCUCUGGGCUCCGUCUUGACAAUGUGACAGCUUCCACUCGCACACAGCUCUGCACUAUACUGUCGGAAGCCGUUACCUGUGGCAACGCCAUUGCCAAUACCACCCGCUGUGAAGCAGUUCACGCACGAUAUCAAAAUCAAAUAUUACCAUCUUUUCAACAAGUUCAACAAUUGUGCAUCGAAGGAGACAUUGAAGCGCUACCUGGGUGUGGAAAUUACAGGCUGGUAACAAGAGAUGUACACGGCUGUUUUAAUAACUUGUCCAGCGUCCUCAGAGGUAUUCGCCUUGACAAUGUCACAGCUGCAGAUCGUACCUAUAUUUGCAGUACACUGUCAGAAGCCGUUACCUGUGGCAACGCCAUUGCCAAUACCUCCCGCUGUGAAGCAGUUCACGCACGAUAUCAAAAUCAAAUAUUACCAUCUUUUCAACAAGUUCAACAAUUGUGCAUUGAAGAAAACAUUGAAGCGCUACCUGGGUGUGAAAAUUACAGGCAGGUAUCAAGAGAUGUACACGGCUGUUUUAAUAACUUGGCCAACGUCCUCAGAGGUACUCGCCUUGACAAUGUCACAACUGCAGAUCGUACCUAUAUUUGCAGCACACUGUCAGAAGCCGUUACCUGUGGCAACGCCAUUGCCAAUACCUCCCGCUGUGAAGCAGUUCACGCCCGAUAUCAAAAUCAAAUUUUACCACCUUUUCAACAAGUUCAACAAUUCUGCAUCGAAGGAGACAUUGAAGCGCUACCUGGGUGUGAACAAUUCACCCAAGAAAUAAGAAAUGUACAUGGCUGUUUUAAUAAUGUGACAUUUGUCCUCAGUGGUAUUCGCCUUGACAACGUCACUGCUGCCGAUCGCACGUAUCUUUGCAGAACUCUAGGAGAGGCAAAGCACUGUGGCCAAGUCAUUGUGAAUUCCUCCCGGUGUGAACAGCUGCAGUCUCAGUAUUACAGCCAAAUUGCUGUCUCCUUGGUGCAGGUAGAACAGUUCUGUACACAGGAACAAGUUGUAGCUCCACCUGGCUGCGAAAAUUUCAACCAAGAGAUUCAGAGCGUGUACGAGUGUUUUAGUGACGUGUCAAGGAUCUUCAAUGCUAUUCGUCUCGACAACGUCACUGCUGAUGUUCGCGUCACACUUUGCACCGCACUAGCAAACGCCAAGAACUGCGGUGAAUUCGUCACCAACGGCUCCCUCUGCCAUGAUCUUAAGACUCAAUAUCACAACCAAAUUCUAACAUCCUUUUCACCAGUUGAACCCUACUGUACACAAGAUGUCAAAGCUCAAGGGCAUGCCGAAGAAUGUGUGAGGUUGACGGAGUGGUUUUUCCAGUGUCUCGCGCCACUAGCCCCAUACUCGGGAAUAGAUCUGUCCCAGAACCCUAACGUGGUUCCUGAACUGUGCAGGCAGUACCCCAUUGUCCAACAAUGUCAAGAGAAUCUGUUUCUCCAAGUUAACCAAAGCUGUCCUCAAGUCGUCACUCAGAGAUUUGACGGAGUUUUGAAUUCACAGAAAACUUUGCAUAAUACCUACUGUGUUCCGCCUACACUUGUAAACUCUAGUCCUAAAACACCAAAGACCAGUGUUAAAUCUGCUUCGUCCACAGCAUCGUCCGCACAGAACACCACACCUGCCACUGCUUCUAACAAGCAGACAUCCAGUGACGCGAGAAAAGUAGCUUCCAUCUGGGCCCCACUUCUUGUCGUACUCAGCUUGCUCCAAACGGCGCCACUGUUGUGAUGGACUUACUGUGAAGAUGACCGUCCGA